This is a messenger RNA of Ostrinia furnacalis (Asian corn borer), 1227 nucleotides long. RefSeq lists its product as uncharacterized. Lineage: Eukaryota; Metazoa; Arthropoda; Insecta; Lepidoptera; Crambidae. Bases 1 to 1227 code for a protein of 408 amino acids. The transcript has 2 exons. The record is from RefSeq and is a predicted model, not a curated record.
AUGGCACCCCUAUUUUUUAUUCUGGCGUUAAUAGUUCAGUCCUCAUUCAUAUACGCAACAGAUGACAUUGACAAAGAAGAAUGGGAAGACACCAGUCGAGAAAUUCUCAAAUCUGCUCCCGGGGAUAUGAAAAUAAAAGAAUUUAGAGCUACAGACACCGACUGGAUUGAUAUCUUCUCACUCCCGAAGCAAAAUCUUCACCAAACUUCUUCAGCGGCUAAAAUGGCCUCGGUAACCAAUUCAGACAAACCACCAGCAGAACAACUGGAAGAUAUCAAAGAAAUGGCCAACCAAAUAACACUAGCUAUCCAAAGCGAGAUGGCCAACCUUUUGUCCUACGCAUUGAGAGAUUGCGAGAAGGAAUACGAUGAAAACAGCCUGAGGAAGAAAAGAUCACUUGAAUCCCCAAUGGACAGCUCCCAACUUGUCAUGAGAUUGCUGAAACACAUCAAGAACAAUAACGAAUAUCAGAACAUUGCAAUCGAAAAGAUGAUGUCCGCUCAAGAAAUCGCUGAUAAAUUCGGAAUCGAGUUCAACCCCGACCCUGAAAUCCUGUCAGACCUCGCUGUAGCUACUAACAAACAAGCUGAAGAACUCACCACUAUACUGAAAGACGCUUACGACUCAAAGAACGAGACGAAAGAAAUCGAAUUCAUUCCAGUAAACAACGAAACUUCAGUCAAAUCCACAGAAAACAACACAUACUUCGUGUACUCCGUACCAGAAGCAGAAAUAAUCGCGCAUCAAAAUUCUUUGCCAAGCUAUGAAUACGUGCCAGAGUUCAUCCAAGAAAGACCACCAGUGCAUGUCCAUUACGAACAGCAUCCUCACUACAACUAUCACAGCCACCCUUAUGAGACCCAGAUAGUGUCGCCUCCUCACCAAAUGCAUCAGCAAAGACCUCCAGUAAGCCACAUGCCUAACUUCUACGAGCAAUUUACUCCAGCUCCUGAGUACUACUCUCCUUACUACCCAAUGGAGCCUGUCACUACCACGACCACAAUUGUCUUUCCUAUUGAGGAGCUGGUUGAGCCAGAACCAGAAUUAGUAGGCGAGGAGUUCGAAGAGACAGUAUCGUCUAAGGUGAUCGUAGAGCGUGGUGAUGAGCCAGGAUCGGCUACAGUGAACCACGUCAUGACUUACACAGUGGGAGAAAAGUCGCAUUUCAAGAAACCACAGAUUGAGAACUUACCCCAGCAAAUGCAGUACUAUUUCUUUUUAAUGUAA